Trichogramma pretiosum is the source of this 2533-nucleotide messenger RNA. RefSeq names its product transmembrane and TPR repeat-containing protein 4-like. NCBI's taxonomy places the organism in Eukaryota, Metazoa, Arthropoda, Insecta, Hymenoptera, Trichogrammatidae. Bases 351 to 2522 code for a protein of 723 amino acids. Gene Ontology annotation, biological process: endoplasmic reticulum unfolded protein response; protein O-linked glycosylation via mannose. The transcript is spliced from 10 exons. The record is from RefSeq and is a predicted model, not a curated record. Gene Ontology annotation, cellular component: endoplasmic reticulum. Gene Ontology annotation, molecular function: protein binding; mannosyltransferase activity.
AAUUUUUUUUUUGACAAAGGGUAGAGGGCUGUCAUCCCCCUUCGAUGAGAUCGAUCUCCCGCGUUUAGAGAAAAAAAUAAUAAUGUAGGCCGCGGCAUUAUUCGGCGUAUCGUUUGUUAUAGAAGAUAUGUAGAGCGCGUUUGAUCUAGAUCUCGUGUGUGUGGAUGUAUCAUGACGCGCCAAGCCGCUUUUAAAUUUCAUACUGCCUGAUCCUGUGCGUGCACCCACCGUUCGACUGCUGCUGCGGCUGAAAAUGUGCAGUUUCGCGGGUGAUCAUCGGACAGGAUCAUUAGUGUUAGAUGAGCAGUAGAAUAGAGAUUGCCUAGAGGAAUUAUGCCGAUUGUUCGAUCAUGUUGAAGAGUAGGAAAAAAAGUCGAGCUAUCGUAGCCUUGCCGAUUUAUAAUUUGCCGACGACGAUCAUUUUGAUCGUCGCGGCUUCUCUCUGCUUUUCCAAUUCUUACGAUGGAAAUUUCGUGUUCGACGACACCGAGGCCAUCGUCAACAACGACGACGUCAAGGACAAAACGCCGUUGCUUCAAAUUUUUCAAAAUGACUUUUGGGGCACGAAUUUGUCCAGCAAAAACAGCCACAAGUCCUACAGACCCUUGACGACUCUCACAUUCCGGUGGCAUUAUUUAGUCAAAGGGGAAUUGGAUCCAGCAGAUUUUCAUAUAGCCAAUAUUUUGUUACAUACCGUUGUGUGUAUAUUGACUUUUUUUGUAUUUGAAAUAUUAUUGGAAUGGAAGGAACCAUUGAUAGCCUUGUCUGCCACAUUAUUAUUCACUGUUCACCCUGUUCACACUGAAGCUGUUUCUGGCAUAGUUGGAAGAGCGGAUGUAUUGAGUGCACUUUUCAUGUGGCUGUCUAUAAUAUGUUACUAUAAAGGUGUUCAUACAAAUUGUAUGGUAAUAAAAUAUAAUUGCAUAUUAUUGUGCAUAUUAAACAGUUGCGCUGCAAUGUUUUGUAAAGAAACUGGUAUUACCGUUUUAGGUAUUUGUAUUGUUUAUGAUAUAAUUGUUGUUAACAAAAUACUACCUGCUGAUAUAUUAAAACUUACAAGACUGAAUUAUACAUAUCAAGAUGUAAAAAAAUAUAUUAUAUCAAAUUUACCUUUUAUGGUGAGAUGUACAGUAUUAAGUUUGAGCUCCAUAUUUUUAAUUGUUUUAAGAUUCAGUAUUAUGAAAUUCACGAGUCCUACAUUCCAACCUGGAGAUAAUCCAGCAGCAUUCCUGAAUAAUUUUAUAUUGCGUAUAAUUAAUUAUAAUUACAUUUAUUGUAUGAAUGUCUGGAUAUUAUUGUGUCCAGAUUGGCUAUGCUUCGAUUGGUCAAUGGGUUGCAUACCAUUAAUUAAAAGUAUUGAACCCAGAAUAUUAUGUAUUAUAGCAUUCUGGCUAUUUAUUGUUGUUUUCAUGAGAUUCCUAUUUUCAAAAACAGAUGAACAACUAGUUAGAUACACAAUAAUGGGAUUAGCUCUUGCAGUAAUUCCCUUUUUACCAGCUAGCAAUUUAUUCUUCACAGUGGGAUUUGUUCUUGCAGAGAGAACUUUAUUUGUCCCUUCAGCUGGUUAUUGCUUUUUAUUUGCUGUUGGAUUAAGGAAAGUAUCCAAGAUUGUGACUAAUUCAAGAAUAAUCGCAAUAUCCUAUUGUGCCUUAUUACUGAUCUUCUCCAGUCGUUCAUGGAUUAGAAGCAAUCAAUGGAGAAACGAAACAACAUUGUUCCAAAGUGGUUUAAAAGUAUGUCCGUUAAAUGCUAAAGUACAUUAUAAUGUUGCAAAAGUAGCUGCUGAUAAAGGUUUAGUUAAUUAUUCUAAAUCUGAAUACCAAGAGGCUUUAAGAUUAAACCCAAAGUAUCCACAUGCCAUGAACAAUUUGGGUAACAUUUACAAGAAUGAACAACACUAUGAAGAAGCUGAAAAACUUUUUAGAGCUGCAAUAGAUAUUCAAAAAGAUUUUCCAGCAGCAUGGAUGAACUUAGGCAUAGUAUUAGCAGUUAUAAAUAAAAAUGAAGAAGCUGAGAAGUGUUAUAUCACAGCUAUAAAAUACAGAAAUAUAUAUCCAGAUUGUUACUACAAUUUAGGGCUUUUGUAUUUGGCCAAUAGAAAUUUGCAAAAAGCCAAAGAAGUUUGGGAGAUCACUCUUAAGCAAAAUCCUUAUCAUAAACAAGCUUGGACUAAUUUGGUUUUGCUGUUGGAAGAAAUGGGUCAAUCAGAUGAGGCUCUAAGUUACGCUGAAGAGGCACUAUCAUACAUACCAAAUGAUCCUGCUAUACACUUUAACAUAGGUAACAUACUAGGCAAAGAUGAAAGUUUCAAAAAGGCAGAAUAUCACUUUAAAACUGCUAUUGCUGGGGAUCUAAAAAAUGCGGUUUAUCACGUUAAUUUAGGAGUAUUAUAUCAUCGCUGGAAAAAAUAUGACAAGGCUGAGAUGAUGUACAAAAAAGCACUUAAACUUAAUCCUCAUUUGAAUUCAGCUAAAGUUAAUUUGAAUAAGUUGAAUAACUUGAAAUUAAAACUUUCAAGUUAGGUCCUAAGGAU